Molecule: messenger RNA, 956 nt
Organism: Volvox carteri f. nagariensis
Lineage: Eukaryota; Viridiplantae; Chlorophyta; Chlorophyceae; Chlamydomonadales; Volvocaceae
Exons: 6
Coding region: 54-956 (300 amino acids)
Biological process (GO): protein-containing complex assembly; mitochondrial protein processing
Cellular component (GO): chloroplast thylakoid membrane; m-AAA complex
Molecular function (GO): ATP-dependent peptidase activity; ATP binding; metalloendopeptidase activity
Source: RefSeq, a predicted model, not a curated record
UGCUGGGCAAGAUCAGCACGGGCGCCGUCAACGACCUGGAGCGGGUCACGCAGAUGGCCUAUUCGCAGGUGGCAGUGUACGGCAUGAACGAGAAGGUGGGCCUGGUGUCGUUCCGCAUGGACAGAGAGGCUUUUGAUAAGCCGUACUCGGACGAGACUGCCCGACUGAUUGACGAGGAGGUCCGCAGCUUCGUGGACAUGGCUUACAAGCGCACGGUGGCUCUCGUAGAGAAGCACCGGACAUACAUUGAGGCCAUGACAGCGGAGCUGCUCCAUAAGGAGGUUCUGAGUUUGGACGAUGUGGAGCGGUUGUUGGGUAAGCGACCCUUCAUGAGUCAGGAGCUUCGAAACAUCGACCGCUACAUCAUCCAGCAGCUCAAUGAGAAGCAAAACAGCUUAACGCUAUAUAUCUGUGGGGGUGAGACAGAGGGAGCAGGGCACGGAGAUCGGGGUGCAGCUGCUCAGCAGCAGCGGCACAGCAGUAACAGCGAUAGUGGUUGUUUAUUGGCGGUGGUACUUGUCCCUUGUUUAUUACUCGUUUCCAUGAUUGUUGUGUUGUUCCCGCGGUUGUUCCUUCCGUUCGGCGCUCAGGAGGGAGGGGUGUGUGGACGCGGUGGGCCGCCGUUCACGGCCUGCACCGCCCCCACCGCUGUGGUGUCUCCGGUGUCGUUGUGUUGUGCUGUGCUGUGCUACGUGAGAGAGAGGUGUAACGAGUGCCCAUACGAGCCGGCGGCCCAGAAGCUUAAAAGCCAGAAGUUAGUAAUUCAACGCAGAAAGUUCUACUACGCGACCAAUAUCCACACGGUCAACUAUGACCGCCUACGUAGAGAUGAGCGCGUACGCCAAAUGCCAUAUACCAGAUGGGGCAGUUUUGUUUGCUCGCUGUCCAUCAUAAUCAACUUCAUAUCGGAGUCGUUGUUAAGGAUUACGUUUGAGCUCUCACGACAUGCAGAAUAA